AUGGUGGGUCAGUCGGAGCCGGAGAAGCAUCCAUGGCGUAGUUGCGCCUCCAAGUCGGUGGUCGAGACAGUGACGGGGUCGCACAAGUUCAUUGUAGAGGGUUAUUCUUUGAUGAAAGGAAUGGGAACUGAUAAGUACGUGUCCAGUGAUGUUUUCUCAGUUGGUGGUCAUGAUUGGGUGAUCCGCUUCUACCCUAAUCAAAGCAAAUCUAAGACCUUUACGGGCAUUGCUUUGGUCAGCGACGAUGGUGGUACGGGCAUUCAGGCCUUGAUUGAGUUGAGAUUCUUGGAUAAGAGUGAAAGAGGGGCAUCAUGGACGGGAAACAGUGCAGCGCGGCGUGCCUGA
Molecule: messenger RNA, 345 nt
Organism: Linum tenue
Lineage: Eukaryota; Viridiplantae; Streptophyta; Magnoliopsida; Malpighiales; Linaceae
Source: the annotation of a GenBank genome assembly